AUACACUUUAGCUACACGGGAUCAAAGCGAGAGGAAUAAGGAAAGAAAAAAAACGCCGACAGCGUCAUUCUCAUUUAAUUACUUUCAUUUAUUUAUUUAUGAUCACAAUCAUCGUCGCCAUAAUCGGAUCUCAUUCCAGUGGUCACGUGCCACGCACACCCCCUGUUUUUAUUGAGUGGUGGUGUCGUUUGGAAUCGUUUUGGAGUGAGUAUAAAUAGGAGAAUAUGAAAGAUGGGAUGGGAUUGGGAACGAAGGUGUCGUUUGGUGUGAUCGGAGUGAGUUUUGUGAUAUUGGUUGCGGUGAAGAUGUCGGAGUUGUUGAAUAAGGCGAAGAACUAUGUGAACGAUAAAGUGGCCAACAUGCCGAAGCCCGAGGCCAGUGUGGCUGACGUGGAUUUCAUGCGCGUCGGGAAGGAUGGCGUCGAGUACCUUGCCAAGGUUAAUGUUUCCAAUCCCUAUUCUACCCCUCUUCCCAUUUGUGAGAUCAAGUACUCUCUCAAGAGUGAUGGCAGAGAGAUAGCAUCAGGUGUAAUACCAGACCCUGGUUCAUUGAAGGCAAAUGGGACAACAUUGCUUGAUGUCCCAGUUAAGGUUGCUCACAGCAUAUUAGUGAACUUGAUUAGGGACAUUGGUAGAGACUGGGACAUUGAUUACCAAUUGGACCUUGGCUUAGUUAUUGAUAUUCCUUGUGUUGGUAACAUCACCAUUCCUGUUUCUCAGAAGGGAGAGAUUAAGCUUCCAACCCUCAAGGACAUGUUUACUGGUGGCUCUAAGAAUACUGAUCCUGCUCCUGCUCCUGCUACUACCUAAUAACCUACCCUUUAAUUAUUGUUAUUAUUAAAAUUAGAAUAAGCAAAGAAGAAACCAAAUAUAGUCUCCUUUAUAUUAUACAUCAUAUUUUCUGUUUAUAUCAAUUUCAAUAAGGUGAAAACUCAGGUGAAGUCGACUUCACGUGAAGUUGAUAUCUGAGAGCUAUUAGAUGAAAAUUUAGUCAAAUCAAUUAAAUCAUCUAACGACUCUCAGGUAUCAACUUAACGUAAAAUCGACUGCACCUGAGUUUCCACCUUUCAAUAAUUCUGUAUUUUUCUUUCUACACUUUGUUGGUUGUAUAAGAAAUGUUGUAGUUCAUAAACUAUAUAUAUGUAUGGUUAUUUAGUAUUUCAAAGCAUAAAUUUGAAAUUGAAACCAAGUGUGUUUGCUAGGAAGCUUGGUUUAUGUCAA
Arachis ipaensis is the source of this 1220-nucleotide messenger RNA. Its product is annotated as desiccation protectant protein Lea14 homolog. Gene Ontology annotation, biological process: response to desiccation. Gene Ontology annotation, cellular component: cytosol. Lineage: Eukaryota; Viridiplantae; Streptophyta; Magnoliopsida; Fabales; Fabaceae. The record is from RefSeq and is a predicted model, not a curated record.